AUGACUAAGUCUCAAUUAUUUGAAAGCUUUCUCUUUAAGGAAUGGGUACCAAAAAUUGAAAAAUACAGACAAGAUUUAGAAGCAUCGAUCCCAGCCGAUUUGAAAAUUGAAUUGCCCAAGCCAAUUGACCAAUUGAUUGAUGAGCAAUUUAAUGCUGUUAAAUAUCUUUAUGAUGCAAAAUUGUUAACUUCAGAAGAACUUGCCAUUACUGAUUCUAGUGCUGUUGAUUUGGUCAAUAAGAUUGCCAAGGGUAAGUUGUCCUCGGUGGAAGUAUUCAAAGCUUUUGCUAAACGUGCUGUUAUUGCUCACCAAUUCACCAAUUGUGCCACCGAGUUUUUCACUGAAGAAGGAUUGAAGCGUGCUCAAGAACUCGAUGCCUAUUUGAAAGAAAAUGGCAAGACAGUCGGUCCUUUGCAUGGGUUGCCUGUUUCUCUCAAGGAACAUUUGUGCUAUAAGGGGAAAGUAACUCAUGCGGGAUAUGUUUCUGGAUUGGACUAUGUAGCUACUGAAGACUCAGUAACCACGCAAAUCUUGGCUAAAUUAGGGGCUGUGUUUUAUGUUAGAACUAAUCAACCACAAACCUUGAUGCAUUUGGAUUCAGGUAAUAAUAUUACUGGAUUCUGUAAGAAUCCAUAUAACUUGCUAUUAUCUAGUGGAGGCUCUUCAAGUGGUGAAGGUGCUCUCACUGCAUUUGGUGGUAGUACCAUGGGUGUAGGCACUGAUAUUGGUGGGUCGAUUAGAUCACCGGCUGCUUUCUCAGGUGGUAUUGGAUUAAGACCAUCUUCCAAUAGAAUCUCUUGGUUGGGUUCUCUUAGUUGUUUUGCUGGUCAAGAAUCUGUUCCUGGUGUGAUGGGUCCAUUGGCACGUUCAGUUGACGACAUUGAAUUAUUUAUGGAAAGCUACAUUAAUGAAGGUAAACCAUGGGAAUAUGAUGCUUGUAUCUUGCCUAUGGCAUGGAGGAAACUUGAAAAGCCCAAUCCAUCAGAUUUAACUCUUGCUGUUAUUAGAGAUGAUGGUUUGGUAAGAGUGACUCCUCCCGUGAGACGGGCUUUGAAUGCAACAGUUGAGAAAUUGAAGGCUGCUGGAGUUAAGAUUGUGGAAUUCAAUCCUCCCAAUACUAAGUUAGCUUAUGAAACUGUCCAUCAGAUGUAUACUUGUGAUGGUAACCAUAUGCACCGCAAAUUCUUGUCUGCUUCGGGUGAACCAUUGGUUAAAUUAACCAAAUGGAAUUUGAACUAUGGACAAGGCGCUCGUGACAUUCCAGCAUCGGAAAACAGACAAUUGAAUUAUAUUAGAGAUGGGUUGAGACAAGAAUAUACUGAAUUUUUGGUUAAGAACCGGAUUGAUUUUAUUUUGAGUCCAACUAAUCAAAAUGUUGCACCUCAUUCAGGUGAAAUAUUCAAUUGGUCGUACACUUCCCUAUUCAAUAUCCUUGACUUCCCAACUUUAGUUUUCCAAACUGGUAUUUUCCAAGAUCCAACCAUUGAUAAAUGGACUGAAGAAGACUUGAGCUACAAAUAUAGAAGUCCAUUGGAACAAAUGGAAAAUGAAAACUAUAACCCAGAAGAAUUUGUUGGUGCCCCUGUGGGAUUACAGUUGUCAGGAAGAAGACAUUUGGAUGAACUAGUUGUUGCUGCUGGUAAAACAAUUGUGGAUGUUUUAGGUGUAGAUUUGUUUAAACAUUAGAACAUUGUCAAGUUUCGAUAUUAUAUAGUUGUAUAUGCCAAUUGAAUUGUGUUAAGUUUGUAAAAAAAAAAAUAA
Molecule: messenger RNA, 1761 nt
Organism: Spathaspora passalidarum NRRL Y-27907
Lineage: Eukaryota; Fungi; Ascomycota; Pichiomycetes; Serinales; Debaryomycetaceae
Exons: 2
Coding region: 1-1686 (561 amino acids)
Source: RefSeq, a predicted model, not a curated record